AUGCAACGAGGGGGUGGGGCGCGUGGAGGGCUGCUGGGCACGGAGAGGACGGUAAUGCCGACGGGAGGACCGGAAAGGACGGAGACGACGGUGCCUGGCGUGGCAGGCGGGGAAGGAACAGAGAGCAGCGCAGAGUGCGACGAGCGGGGUGCGACGGCGUGCGACGAGGGGUGUGCGACGGAGUGCGACGAGGUUGGUGCGACGGAGUGCGCGGUGUGCCUGAGCGACUUCGCGGACGGCGAGCAGCUCCGGUGCCUGCUGCCAUGCGCGCAUCGCUUCCACGUGGCGUGUAUCGAUUGCUGGCUGCUCUCGCACACCACCUGCCCCGUGUGCCGCACGGCGCUAGAGCCGCGCAAAGAUGACGUGGCACUGGAAACUGGCUGA
Molecule: messenger RNA, 384 nt
Organism: Closterium sp. Yama58-4
Lineage: Eukaryota; Viridiplantae; Streptophyta; Zygnematophyceae; Desmidiales; Closteriaceae
Source: the annotation of a GenBank genome assembly